CCCAUUGUCACCAAAACCCAAAAAUUCUCCAAUUGUCUCUGGCUCCUCCGCUGCGCCGAUUACCGAACCAAGUGAACGGCGUUGCUAGGUUUUGCUAAAAUGGCAACCACCGAACCCCAGCACGAUAACCGAGAAGAGGAAGAGACCGGAGCCAACGAGGAUGAGGACACCGGAGCUCAGGUCGCUCCUAUCGUCAAGCUCGAGGAGGUCGCCGUCACUACCGGAGAAGAAGGCGAAGACACCACACUCGAUCUGAAAUCGAAGCUGUAUCGGUUUGAUAAAGAUGGGAAUCAGUGGAAGGAGAGAGGUGCGGGUACUGUUAAGUUUUUGAAGCACAAGGAGACUGGCAAAAUUCGUCUCGUUAUGAGGCAAUCCAAAACUUUGAAGAUCUGCGCCAAUCAUUUCAUUUUGCCGGGCAUGACCGUUCAGGAACACGUGGGAAAUGAAAAGUCCUGCGUAUGGCAUGCCUCUGACUUUUCUGAUGGUGAAUUGAAGGAUGAGCUCUUCUGCAUCCGUUUCGCAUCAGUUGAAAAUAACAAAACAUUUAUGCAAAAGUUCAAGGAAGUUGCCGAAUCCGAAGAAAAGGAAGAGGAGAGCAAAGAUGCAUCGGAAGCAGCUGGUCUUAUUGAGAAGUUGACAGUUGAGGAGAAGAAAACCGAAGAGAAACCUGUGGAGGCGGCGGCGCCAUCAACAAAGAAGGAAGAGGAGAAGACGAGCGAGCCUGCAAAAGAAGCAGGUGAGGAAAAGACAUCUUAAGAUGUUCUAAUUUUUUUUUUGUUUUUCUGUACCGGCUUUCGUCUGGACAUAUACAUGCUGAUUGCUGGUGGUGGGAAUUAUAUGUCGGGUUUUGAUUUGAGUCGAUAUGUCCACAAUUCCAAAAGUGUUAAGCUGCUGUUUGCAAAAUGAGAAUUUGGGUAAUGCGGUUGGUUGGAGAGGGCAUGCUUCAGUUUGUUUUCUCUGCUAGACAGUGUAAGUUUUAUUUGUGAUUU
Tarenaya hassleriana is the source of this 989-nucleotide messenger RNA. Its product is annotated as ran-binding protein 1 homolog a-like. Gene Ontology annotation, molecular function: GTPase activator activity. The transcript is spliced from 4 exons. The record is from RefSeq and is a predicted model, not a curated record. Bases 100 to 756 code for a protein of 218 amino acids. Gene Ontology annotation, cellular component: nuclear pore; cytoplasm. Lineage: Eukaryota; Viridiplantae; Streptophyta; Magnoliopsida; Brassicales; Cleomaceae. Gene Ontology annotation, biological process: nucleocytoplasmic transport.